CUUAAAGGGGUUAAGGGGAUGGACCAGCAUAGACUACACUGUGUGUUUGUGUUGGUCAGUUCGCGGUACGCGCGAGAACAUCUUUACUAGGGUAAAAAGUCAAGAAGGACGGAUAAAUGAUGAUGCGUGAUCAUGCAAUUAUAUAGCUCAGUGGCCUCCUCUCAGACUUCGGUCUUCGGUAUUCCUGAGAUUCAAUAUGGCGGACGAAAAAAUAGUUUUUGCGACGGUAGGGAGCACAAGUUUUGAUCGUCUCGUGGAAACUUUAACGAGCAAGCCAGUUCUCAAUGUGCUCGAACGUUUAGGAUUCACCAAACUUGUGGUUCAAAUAGGAAGAGGGAAAUAUGAGCCGGAAUGCUUCAAGAAAAAGAGCUUUGCGUUGGAGUUUUACCGUUACAAGGUAAAGGAUUCGCUGAAAGAUGAUAUGAGUAGAGCAUCGUUAAUUAUUAGCCACGCAGGAGCUGGUUGCAUAACAGAGUCAUUGGAGUUGUGCAAACCGCUGAUUGUUGUCGUAAACGAAAAAUUAAUGGACAACCAUCAAUUUGAACUCGCCAGACAACUGGCAAAAGACGAACAUUUAGUUUAUUGUAUUUGUGAUGACUUAAAAGAUGUUCUUGAAAAGAAAGACCUUUCCUGCCUCAAAAGAUUAAUCCCUGGAGACCCUAAAGUGUUUGGAAACUUUCUGGACAAUUUUAUGGGCGUAAAGAGUGUGAAAUGACAGUAGAAAUGUAUAUUGAAUUUUAAUGUACAGCAGAGUGUUACUAAUGUUCUAUCCAGCUGAUCUGAGAUCAUAAGGUCAUAAGGUGCCUUAUGACCAUUAUCAUGCACCUGGAUUUAUUUAUCUGUCCAAGUUUUACUACAUUCUAACUAAUAGUAUGAAGAGUGAAAAAUUUAAAUCUUAAUUUACAGUUGGGGUAAAACAAA
Molecule: messenger RNA, 921 nt
Organism: Dendronephthya gigantea
Lineage: Eukaryota; Metazoa; Cnidaria; Anthozoa; Malacalcyonacea; Nephtheidae
Product: UDP-N-acetylglucosamine transferase subunit ALG13 homolog
Biological process (GO): dolichol-linked oligosaccharide biosynthetic process
Molecular function (GO): hexosyltransferase activity
Source: RefSeq, a predicted model, not a curated record